UGUGUGACAAUAAACUCAAAACAGAUGCAAUUCACAAGGGUUCGUUUUCUCAGUGUUUGUUUAGAUAAAACAUAUGUUAUUGUCAAUAAUAAAGACCAACAAGUUUCUGUUCUUCAUGUUCUGUGGUGAUCAUAUUCCAUCAUCUCUGUGGUCUAAAUGGAUUUAAUUAAUAAGAACUCAAUGUGGGGACUUGGAGUUUCUCAACAACACAGCAACAAGUCUCUGUCACACGUUAAGUUGUUCUUUGAUUAUAGCCACAACUAGGAUCACUCAGGAGUACAUGACAGUUAUACGUAAAAAAUGAACAUCUCGUUAGGUUUCGUUUCUUGUCAUCAAUCAUGUCUAGAAGACAGUACCAUGUGAAACUCUGUUUGUGUAUGUCCCAUACUUUCAAUGGUUCCAGGGUAAUUGUCAGUCCAUCAAUGUAUUUAUACAUCCAGGAACCAAGUCUUCAAAUCACCAAGUAGUAAAGAAAGCAAUCCAAACAUUGAAUCUGAGCAUCUAACACUUCUUUCAGAAGCUUCAAAUUUCAAGACACAAGAAAUGGCUUUGUUCAGAGGUCUCUUGGGUGCCAAGAGGAUUAUUGGCGUAUCUGUAGCGGCUACAAGCAGGAAGACAGUUUCAGCGCCAAAGGGGUUUCUUGCGGUGUACGUUGGGGAAGACAAUGUCCAGAAGAAGAGAUUUUUGGUGCCAGACUCAUAUCUAAACCAGCCUUCUUUUCAAGCUCUUCUCAAUAAAUCCGAGGAAGUAUUUGGAUUUGAUCAUCCAAUGGGUGGCUUGACAAUCCCUUGUCCUGAAGAUACCUUCACCAGUGUGACUCCCCGGUUUCAGUAAUGUUCUAGAAGAAUAAAGAUCUGACAUUAGUUUGCCCGAGUUAGAGAUAGAAUUAUUCAAUGUAAAUAUGUUAACUGUUUUACCAUUUUUUUUAAAAAAAUAUGUUAACUUUUUCUUCUUUCUUUGUGAAAGAAAGUUAUUCAAGAGAUUACAAAGCUCAAAUGUGUAUUCCAUAUUUCUCUGUAAAGCAAUGGUUAUUCAAUGAUAAAAAUUUCAUCA
This is a messenger RNA of Brassica napus (rape), 1053 nucleotides long. Its product is annotated as auxin-responsive protein SAUR21-like. The transcript has a single exon. The record is from RefSeq and is a predicted model, not a curated record. Gene Ontology annotation, biological process: response to auxin. NCBI's taxonomy places the organism in Eukaryota, Viridiplantae, Streptophyta, Magnoliopsida, Brassicales, Brassicaceae. The coding region runs from base 544 to 834 and encodes 96 amino acids.